Messenger RNA from Fukomys damarensis (Damara mole-rat), 6465 nucleotides. RefSeq names its product SPARC (osteonectin), cwcv and kazal like domains proteoglycan 2 (gene Spock2). Gene Ontology annotation, molecular function: calcium ion binding; protein binding. Bases 1908 to 3071 code for a protein of 387 amino acids. The transcript has 11 exons. The record is from RefSeq and is a predicted model, not a curated record. NCBI's taxonomy places the organism in Eukaryota, Metazoa, Chordata, Mammalia, Rodentia, Bathyergidae.
GCGCUGGCUGCAGAGUCUUGAGACCUGGGGAGGGCUUUGCUCCUGUCAUGUGCAGAGAGCAGAGAGACCCUAAUAUGUACAUCCUGGAAUGGGGGACCAGGAGGCCUGGCCCACUUCAUCUGUGACCUCUGGCUGCUCUCUGUGUCUCUGUUUUCUCACUUUUUAUGCUAUUGAUACAAAAUACUUGGAGAGGGACUGACUUAAUUUGUCUUCUUGAGACAGGGUUUUGCUAUAUAGCCCAGCCUGGCCUUGAACUCACAGCGAUCCAUUUGCCUCAGCCUCCCCAGUCAGUGCUGUGAUCAUGGGCGUGCCCCACCAUGCCUGGCCUUGGACUGAUCUAAGCCAUGGUCAUUCCUGAGUUCCAGAACUUUCUCUCCCCUGUCUGUUCUGUGGUUCCCGCUGGUUGUACUGACCUGAUGGGAUACACGUGCUCCUCUGGCAGGCGAGAACUCUGGGUCCUGAGACCCAUCUCCCCAGGACACUGGAGCAGGGCUCCUGAGGACCCCUUCUGUUGGGUGAGGGGUGAGGACUGUGGACUGCAGAGCCAGCCUGUGAGCGGCCUCUUGUUUCCCGAGAUGUGGGUGCCAUUACUGCCAUUUCUCACAGUGGCUCAUGAGUCCACAAGGGCGCCCUAUAUAGACCUGGCUGCCUGGUUCACACUUGCUGACAAGCACCUCUUUUUCACCCUAGAGCUGCUGGUGCUGGCCCCCACCUGACCUCCAGGGCCGCUAAGUGUGUCCCUGGGCUGGGCCCCAGAAUGGCCAUUCCCAUACUACCCGCCCCACUGUGGAUCCCUGCUGUCCCGGGGGCCUCUCUUGCCCCUCAUCUUUCAUCUCUCCCCACUUCCUCCACCUGAACCUUUGGACUCUUGCUGCCGUGUUGGCUUUGGUUCGUGGUGUGCUCCUUCCCGUGUCUCCCUGGGGCUCUGGGCAUUGCCAGGAGGGAAGGACUGAGCUCCUCCAGGCAGCGGAAGCUGGCAUCAGGCACCACCCCAGGGCUUCCGUCCUGUGGCUGGCUGCUGCCACUCUCCUGGGAGUGAGGGUGCUGGGAUCCAGAGUCACAACUGUGUGGCACCGUGGGACACACAAGCUUAGCCAGACCCAGGGACAUGCUCCCCCGACACCUACAUCAGGGAGUAGAGCUGGGAUCCUUGGGAGCCACUGGUCUCUCAGAAGUCCCAUCCCACCCUUCCUGCCCCCCUGAUUUUCUAAUUGGAAAUCUGCAGUCCUGACCUGGGAGAACCCAUUUUGUCCAGAGCCCCAAGACUCCCAGCGAGGGCUGGCUGGAGGGGAAGGACUGAGCCGCCUGAGGCCCUUCCCUGCCCUGAUCUUGGUGGGGAAGGCAGCUGACUCGCCCUCUUCAUACCCUCCGGCCUCCCUCCCAGAGACUUGUGGGAGCAGAGGGAGAGACCCCAGUGGGUGGAGGCCGCCUCUACUUUUGCCCCUCCUUGUAACGCUGGCUUCAGCCCCUUGGCCGCUCUGGCCUCUGUUGCCCACCACCCCUCACCCUGGGCUGCUCCUGGAGGAGAAGGGCUGGGCCUAGCUGGCUUCUUCUGGCCCUGAGCAGAUGGACCCUUGAGCCUGCUGCCUCCAAAGUUUGCCUGCAGCCCCGGGGCUCAAUUCAAGUCCAGGGGCGAAAAUAGGCCUGUGGGGCUCCAGGAAGCCCGUUCUGAGCCUCUUCCUGCCUGCUCCCAGGCCCAAGGCUGCAGGGCACUGGCUGCUUAGAUGUGUCCUGGGGGCCAGCGGUGGCCAGCAGUGGCCAGUAUGAGGGGUAGAGAGAGGCUAAAUGCGAGGCAGGGAUGACCUAGGGGCAGGCAGAACUGCACAGGCCUGACCCUCCUGGGGAGAAGCCUGCUGUUCCCAGCCCCUUACUCCCACCCCAGCCAAGUCUCUUGCUGCCACCCCAUAAUGGAGGAAGCCGCAGAAAGGCUGCACCCGAAGGCGCACCACAACACCUGCUGUGAAAACUGGAGGCCGCUCACAGACGAGGUGGAGGAUGAUUACAUCAAGAGCUGGGAGGACAGUCAGCAAGGAGAUGAAGCCCUGGACACCACCAAGGACCCCUGCCAGAAGGUGAAGUGCAGCCGCCACAAGGUGUGCAUCGCCCAGGGCUACCAGCGGGCCAUGUGCAUCAGCCGCAAGAAGCUGGAGCACAGGAUCAAGCAGCCCACCCUGAAACUCCACGGGAACAAAGACUCCAUCUGCAAACCCUGUCACAUGGCCCAGCUGGCCUCCGUCUGCGGCACUGACGGCCACACCUACAGCUCAGUGUGUAAGCUGGAGCAGCAGGCCUGCCUCAGCAACAAGCAGCUGGCGGUGAGAUGCCAGGGUCCCUGCCCCUGCCCCACAGAGCAGGCUGCCGCCUCCACCACCGACGGCAAGUCAGACACCUGCACAGGCCAGGACCUGGCCGACCUGGGGGAUCGGCUGCGGGACUGGUUCCAGCUCCUUCACGAAAACUCCAAGCAGAACAGCUCAGCCAGCGGUGCAGCCAGCCCAGCCGGAGGGCUGGACAAGAGCCUGGGGGCCAGCUGCAAGGAUGCCAUCGGCUGGAUGUUCUCCAAGCUGGACACAAGUGCCGACCUCUUCCUAGACCAGAGUGAGCUUGCCGCCAUCAACCUGGACAAGUAUGAGAUCUGCAUCCGCCCCUUCUUCAACUCCUGCGACACCUACAAGGAUGGCCGAGUCUCCACCGCUGAGUGGUGCUUUUGCUUCUGGAGGGAAAAGCCCCCCUGCCUGGCAGAGCUGGAGCGCAUCCAGAUCCAGGAGGCUGUCAAGAAGAAGCCAGGCAUCUUCAUCCCGAGCUGUGACGAGGACGGCUACUACCGCAAGAUGCAGUGUGACCAGAGCAGCGGCGACUGCUGGUGUGUGGACCAGCUCGGCCUAGAGCUCACCGGCACCCGCACACACGGGAGCCCCGACUGUGAUGACAUCGUGGGUUUCUCGGGGGACUUUGGGAGUGGUGUCGGCUGGGAGGACGAGGAGGAGAAGGAGCUGGAAGAAGCAGGUGAAGAGGCUGAGGAGGAAGAGGGCGAGGCGGGCGAGGCUGACGAUGGAGGCUACAUCUGGUAGAUGGUCCCGGGGCUGUGGCAGGCCAGGUUGCCAAUGGCCAGCAGAAGCCUGGACAGCAGCGGGCGGCUUAUCGAAUGACUGAAAGUUAGCCGGAAGGACCCUGGCUCAGGGGGAGGAUCAGAAGUAGGAGUGUACAGCUCGCGUGUGGAGCGUGCGGCUGGGACGUGUGUGUGUGUGUGUGUGUGUGUGUGUGUGUGUGUGUGUGUUAGCAUGUGCUGACAAACGUGUCCUGGGUCCACAACACUGAUCCUGGCAGAGUGAGUCAUCCAAAGGCCCCAAAAUGCUUCCUUGUCUUUGUUUUCUUUCCAUGUGUCAAUUUUAAAAUGCACAUAUUCUCACACUGACAGGUCAAAAACAGUGAAAUAAGAUGCUCCCAGUCCUGCCCGACCUGCCCACCCCAAUCUCCUGCGGACCCCACCAGCCCUGCCUCCUCCCGCCCCCAUCCACCUUUAGAGUCCCAGGGGAGGGAGGGCAAGAAGCUGAUUGCAUGGAGCUGGUGUGAGACUCCCCCAGCCACAGUAAGCCCUGGCCCUCUGUUGGUCCCCCUCCUCCGGGCCCCAAGCACUAGCGAAAGUCCCCACAGCCCAGCUGGAGUGACCAGAGGUGACUGGGAAGGAGCUAGAGGCAGAGAUGAUGAGGCAGGAAAAAGCCAACCAGGUCCUUCCCACUGGAGGGGUGGAGCAGGUGGGGAGCAAGGUGAGCUCAGAGAGGGUAGGUUCCAGGCAGAGCCUUGGGAGUAGCUAUGGUGCAGCUUUGAACCCCAGACCCUGGGACAGCCAGACCAGCUCCUCCCUGUGAGUCUCCUGUGGGCCACGGUACAGGCCACUGGUUGCCUGGGAGCUUGGGGCUGGGAUUAUGCAGUGGAGCCCUGCCUGGGUCCCCUGUGGAGCAGCUCAGUGUAGGGAGUAUUGCUCCUGCCUCUGUCCCUUGCUGGUGUCCUCCUUGUCCUCUUCAGGGAGCUGGAAGGCUAGGAGCAGCACCUCCCUGACCUGACACGUUCUCCUGUCUAGACCAAUGGACAUGUAUCCCUGGGACCCUGUGAAGGAGACAUAGUUGGGAGGUGCCACCUUUCUGCUGUCAGGGCUUGAUGAUCCUCUCCACCUCGCAGCCUGGGAUGGACUCCAUGUCCAUCCCAGCCCCGCUCCUCUGGCUCCCCGAGGGUCCCUCAAGGCUACCCAAGCUCUGUUGUGAAGCGCUCUUGUGCGAACAUCAGUGAGAAGGCAGCCCCAUAGCCGCACCACACUUUCCCCCAAACCUCCUGAUUGGGCAGGGGGUCAUCUUACCCACAUAAGGAGAUGCCCCGUGGUUUUCUGUUUGUGCAUUUGCUGUUGUUUUCCCCAGUUUGUCAAGUUCUCCCUGUCAAGUCAAAUUCCCUAAUACCUUUGGUGAACUCUUUCUUACCUGGAUAUGGGCCUCUGGGAGAGUGCAAUGUGUGUUUGAAUGGGUGUGCAUUGGUGUGCGUGUGUGUGUGUGUGUGUGUGUGGGUGUGUGGACCUGGGGCCAUCAUGGUGGCCUCCUAGAGCGGAGAGGAUGAAUGGCUGCAUGAGGUCCAUGUGCCUGGCUCUCCCAGCAUCCACUGAGGCUGAGUGCUGUUGGACGUCAUGGAAGAGCCUCACCCAUUCGCCCCUUUCCUCCACCCUGGAAGCCACAUCUCUGGAGCCCUCACUUGGGGGAAAUAACGAAACUCCACCUUAGACCCAUAAAGCGCUUCUCAUCCCGCAGCACAGUUCUGAUUGUUGAGGUGUCGCGCUAUUCCAGACCCUGGCCCUGUCCUCCUCCCCUCCCCUUCCAGUCCCCUGGGCCCCUUCCUCUGGUCUCCUGGUCAGUCACAUCUGCCCUCUGCUCUCCAGACAGCCGCUCUUCUGACUCGAGCUAUCUGAACUUCCUGCUCUCACUGGGAUGGGAGUGUGUCUCUUUCUCUGCUCCAGUGGGACUUCCAGAACUGUCGGGAGGGCAGCUGAGAAGGAUGCUGGGCUCCCUGGGGUGGUUAGGGGCAGAGGAAAGGGCAUCCUUCCUCUUCUCACCAUCAUCCUCCUCUCCUGGGGGGUUGUGCUCUGUGUCUCUGGGUCUUCCGGUUGUGCACAUUUAUCUGAUCUUGUAAAUGUGAUUUAGGAGGAAAGUAAAGGGCAUUGAACUAGCCCCUGGUGGGCCGGCAGGGGUCCAGGCUUGACCUGUCUCUGAAGCUCCUACUGCUUUGUACCCCACUGAGACGGCCCCCCAAAGGCAGAUGAAAGCAGUUGUUCCCAACAAGGCUGAAGGCCUCGAGUGACUUCUUGUUAGACAAGUGUAAGUUUCUCACAGCGAGGUUGCAAGUUGGCCCCCCAGCCCUAUGGAUUUAUGCCCUUGACCUAGCUGCUGUCCCAGCCCCUGCCAGCUGCUCUACACGGAACUCCUUGCCCUUUCCUGCUUCCUGAGCUUAGGCAGGCAGGAACUGUAGAACUGCGUUGAAAAGAGCUCAACCAAAUAGAGAACCACGACUCGCGUGGUCCCAGACCUCCUUGGUGCAAGGAUGCAGGAAAAGAUGGGGUAGGUGGGGACUGGAGAAAAUGUGUCGUGAGAGACCACUCAGAGUCUGAGGGUAAUGGAGAAGGGGCGUGGCCCAGAGAGUUUAGGAAGCAAGCCAAGUUAGUGAGAGGGCGAUGGGACACCUUGACUGCCCCCUAGUGUUCCACCGUGGUUGUGACCAAUCAGGGUGGUGGCCCCGCUUCCUUCCGGCUCCAGCCUGCCUGAUUUAUUGGGCAGGCCACACAUUCGCCCUUUCAAGAUCUCUGUCUGCUUCCAAAUUCACCUUAGAGUAGGCGGGGUCCAAUGGUACCUAAACCGGAACUCUCCAUUUCACCAAAGCCUGAGCCCUCAGCGCUUUGGGGAGGACGAGUGGGUAGUCAUCGACACCCCAGGGUCACCGUGGGGCCGCGGCUGGCGGGGUCCCAGGGAAGAGACACUGGGGGCACAAAAGGAGACUGGAGACAUCCUAAGGAACUCCCAAGCAGAGCCAACUGCUUUAUAGCCUGCAGCCUACUCAAACUGUGUGACGUGCAAUAACUGAGCUUAGAGUUAAGAAUUGUGUUCAAGUGCUUGGGUUUCCGUCUGUAGAUUUAAGUGCUGAAAUCGUAUCUCUCGGUAAUCUUAGAUGUCUUUUUAAAAAAUCGAGAAACAAAGUGUUAGACCUAUGUGUGCGCGAUGGGCACUCAAGCGUCCCUGGAUCACCCCACCCUCUUCUUCCCCUGUACCCCGUCCCCUCACACCCCACCUCCCCUGCCCCCCACUUGGGGACCCCGCCUUGUGUCGUCUUUGUGUCUGCCUAUUAGCCUAAGGAAACAAGUACACUCCACACACGCAUAAAGGAAAUCAAAUGUUAUUUUUAAGAAAAUGGAAAAUAAAACUUUAUAAACCA